Messenger RNA from Peronospora belbahrii, 1176 nucleotides. NCBI's taxonomy places the organism in Eukaryota, Oomycota, Peronosporomycetes, Peronosporales, Peronosporaceae. The record is from the annotation of a GenBank genome assembly.
AUGACGACGACAAAUGGCGAUGACAAUGAUGGACUACGACAACGCCACGUUGUCCAUGCUGGAUCAAAUGCUCCAACAGUCUCCCCACCACGUCACGUCUCACGUCGUCCAAAAGGUUUUAUCGAACUUUUAAUGGCUCCAUUAAGUUUUGUAUUAGGUGACGAGGAAGAAAUCGAUCCACAAACUGCUGCCCGUAAGUUUACGCAUCAAUUACGGCAACGCUAUGGCGAGACCGUGACCCCUGAAUUUGAGCACACUUCUUUUCGGGACGCAGUUUCCACGGCUCGCACGGCGUCCAAGUUUUUACUGGUGUUUUUACACUCAAAUAUCCAUGAUCAGGCCGAUGGAUUUUGUCGGACCACCAUGUGUACGGAACGGAUGAGCAAUUAUUUGAAUAAUAGUGACUGUAUUGUCUCCUGGGCUGGUUGUGUGCAAUAUGCUGAAGGAUUUGGAGUGAGUUUAUCGCUUGGAUGUGCUUCGUUUCCAUAUGUCGCACUACUCUCGUGUGUAUCACGUGGGAUUCAUGUGAUUGAGAAAAUUACAGCCAUUUUACCACCUGAUGAGAUGCUUGAGAAAUUAAAUGCUGCAGUGGAUCGGAAUACGCAACUCUUAACGACGGCACGUCAUAUUCAUCAACAACGGACUGAAGCACAGAUAUUACGAGAACAACAGGAUCGAGAGUAUCAAGAAUCGCUCGCGGCAGAUCGUCGUCGGGAACAAGAGAUACGAGAAAAUGCUGCACGAAAAGAGAUGGAACGAGUAGAGAAAGAAGAAGAAGAACGACGUGUAAAGGAUAAAGCUCGUCGUGCGGAAGAAGAGGAAUCUCGCCGAAAAGAAGAAUACGGGAUGGAGAUUCAAGCUAAACGGGUUCGAAUUGCUCAGGGACCCAAGUCACGUGUUCCACCACCCGGUGCCGAUUACAAAACAGCGGUACUCAAGUUUCAUUUACACAAUGGCACGCGCCUUGAUCAUAUUUUCUACGCACAUGAUACGCUCAAGACAGUGCGGGACUUUAUUGACGUGGAGUUUUUUGACCGUGAGAUUACGAUUCGAAACUAUGAGCUCGCGACAAACUUUCCAAAGAAAGUGUACGGCCCGGAAGUACUGGAUGUUACGCUCACGGAUGCGGGCCUUGCGCCACAAGCAUUGGUGUUCGUACAAGAUCUUGAUUCGUAG